This is a messenger RNA of Fusarium musae, 1263 nucleotides long. RefSeq lists its product as uncharacterized. The record is from RefSeq and is a predicted model, not a curated record. The transcript has 2 exons. Gene Ontology annotation, biological process: tRNA dihydrouridine synthesis. Lineage: Eukaryota; Fungi; Ascomycota; Sordariomycetes; Hypocreales; Nectriaceae. Gene Ontology annotation, cellular component: cytoplasm. Bases 1 to 1263 code for a protein of 420 amino acids. Gene Ontology annotation, molecular function: flavin adenine dinucleotide binding; tRNA dihydrouridine synthase activity.
AUGGCUACAGAAGUCAAGCGAGUACCCAUUCCCCGACGGGGUGUAGAUUACCGUGGCAAGGUUGUCCUUGCGCCCAUGGUUCGCUCAGGAGAGCUUCCAUCAAGACUUUUGGCUCUCAAGUAUGGCGCGGAUCUUGUCUGGGGUCCUGAAACUGUGGAUUACUCUAUGAUUGGAACUUCUCGUCGAUUUGAUGAAGACUCAAGAACGAUAGAGUGGUAUCGUCUCUCAUCCCAUGGCCAGAAGGACCCUCCUCCGGAUGCCAAGGAGAGCAUUAUCUACAGAAUGCUGCCAGAGGUUGAAAAAGACAAGCUUAUCUUCCAAAUCGGUACAUCGGAUCCCGAUCGUGCAGUAGCAGCCGCUAGGCUGGUGGCCGCAGAUGUUGCCGGCAUCGAUGUCAACGCUGGUUGCCCAAAGCCCUUCAGCACUAGCGGAGGGAUGGGUGCCGCCCUUCUCAAGACUCCAGAUAAACUAUGCGCUAUUCUUGAAGCUCUCGUUAAGAAUAUUACCCCUGAAUUUGAGAUUGGAAUCAGCGUUAAGAUCCGACUCCUCGACACCGCAGCGGAAACAGAGGCACUCGUUCGCCGUCUUUGUGCGACAGGCAUUACAGGACUAACUAUCCAUUGCCGGACGACACCUAUGAGACCCAGAGAGCGGGCUAUUAGAGGGCAGCUACGUAUGGUUGCAGAAGUCUGCCAUGAGUAUGGUGUUGCCUGCUUGAUGAAUGGCGACGUUGAGAAUAGGGACCAAGGUCUCCAGCUCGCCAAAGAGUUCGGUGCGGACGGUGCGAUGAUUGCAGUCGCGGCUGAAAAGAACCCAAGCUGCUUCAGGAGUGUAGCAGAUGGCGGGCUGGCAUCCUGGGAAGAAGUUGUCGAUCAUUAUGUGAAGACUGCGAUCGAUGUUGACAACCGGUUCGGCAACACCAAGUUCCUGCUCUCAAACAUGGUCCCUGGAAAGUCAAAAUCUUACCAACCAAUGAACCAGUCCAAGAAUUAUAAGAGCCUCUGCGAGGCGCUGUCCCUUGGAAAACACCUCGAGUCCGCUCGCAUUAUAGAUAGCAAGCGAGGGCUGGAUCAGCCUCUGCAGGGGAAAGCUGCCGAGAAGGCCGCAAAGAAGGCUGCAAAGAGGGCCAAUGCACAGGCUGAUUCACUGCCAGGGAAGUCAGAAAGAGAAAACGAACAGAAGCGCAAGCGGAGAAUGUCUGAUAACAGACCCUUGAAGCAGGUGAAGACAUCUGAACCCGCACCAGUUGCAACGGCUGUUUAG